Messenger RNA from Rhipicephalus sanguineus (brown dog tick), 1834 nucleotides. RefSeq lists its product as uncharacterized. Lineage: Eukaryota; Metazoa; Arthropoda; Arachnida; Ixodida; Ixodidae. Bases 118 to 1296 code for a protein of 392 amino acids. The record is from RefSeq and is a predicted model, not a curated record. The transcript has 9 exons.
CCCAACGCGUCGCAGCACACGGGGAUAAAGAGUCGACAAGAGCGCAGGUGCGACCGGGGCACGCACGUUAUCCGGUCAGCGAGUGGCGAGGCAAGGUCCACACAUCAAAACGCAAGGAUGAUUCCAACGGUCGUCAUUGCCUGCCUGAUCCUGGCGUUUGCCGGGCAUUCGGCAUCCCAAGACUUGGACUGCAGCGGGACUGUGGAAUGCUACACAAAGCUGAGAAAGCAGACUGUGAGGAAUGUAGACGCCCUGCCAGGUCCGGAACCAACAGAAAGGAAUCUUGCCGCCUACAAGUAUUUCUGCGAAGUCCAGACCCGCUGGCCGUCACCGUGCAACAGAUCUGAAGUAAGGAAGGAUUGCUUCAAGCGUGCUGAUAUCGAAGCGCGUGAAAAAGUCUACAGGGAACUCUGGAACUUCGUUUGCUCUGGAAAUGAAACUACCUGGACGCGUUUCAUGGGCAUCCUGUUCUCUACAACCAAUGACCCGUGCCAGGGCGCCUUGAGUGCGACAAAACAAGUACUUAACGGUGACUUGGGCAAAUGCGGAACGCUGAAGCAACUGUUCGGCGAGUGCCUAUCUCAGAAGAGCUUGAAGACCGACAUUCUAGAACCGGCUAUGGAGCUUCUCGACUGCACACAAAAGGAACCUGUCAGUACCACAACCCAGCGAGCACCGGAUGCCCCCGCUGAUCCGCAGUGCGAUAGAGAGAGCGCCGCUGACUGCCUCAGGAUGUCUGUCAAAGCCCUGGAAACCUCGAUGGGCUUCGAAAACAGCGACGCUCAGGCUGGACAGAGUGGCUGCACUCCGGCACCAUGCCUCCAGAAGUACUCGCUUGAUGGCUGCUCCCACCAAGAAAUGAUGCAGUUAACUUCCCUCGAAAACGCUAUAGACGCCGUGCGAUCGGCCGCCUGUGGGGACGACCGAGCGCUGUUGAAGAGCAUCCGCCUCGCGGCCUCCUGUUGGAAUGUGGAAGAGUUUAAACGCUGUGUGGGCGAUUCUCACAUUGACCUCAGCACGGGCCAGCUCUCGAAGGAGCAGUGCGGUUCCUACACAUCGUCAGUCCACAAGUGCAUGGAGAAAAGCCAGAAGCCAUGUAAACACGACGUCAAGAGUGCGAGCAAGCUGUCGUCGGCCUUCUUCAGCGCUUACUACUGCUACCCAGAGCACGACGAAAUCCCUGCGGAGAAGCCUACGGAGAAGCCGAAAGCGGGGAACAGCGGACCCAGCCUGGCCUCUUCCAUCUCGCUGACCCUCUCCUUCGCUCUAGUAACUGCGCUAGCAAUACGACGCUAGAUUAUAAACACAAAAAAAAUCGGCAGAUCGGUGCCCGAUUUCGAUGGAGGCCUAUAGAGGAAGGUACAUCAGCGCACUCCGAUAUCGGUGCACCUUUAAAACAGCAGCGGGUGUAUACGAAAUCGCGUCAUUUAGUCAAGAUGCCUCUCAGCUUAUGCGUGCAGCCCCUAUGACAUAAAAAAUUAUGCUGUAAAAAUACGAGUAGUUCUAUACAAAAACAGACGAUGUGUUAUUGCCUCUUUGUGAGCUACACGAAUUUCGGCUGUGGCGGGUUUUGAUUUUUGGUUGAAUUUUUCGAGCCCUUCAAAUUUAUUUACUCAUUAUUCUUUGUUAUUUUCCGUCUGUCACACCAAAGUCCUUCCUUUAGUGGAAAAUAAAGAACUACCCUAUAAUGUUGCGAAUCAGGAAAUACCCUUUAGAUUGUCAGCUUUCGCCGUUACCAGCCGAUAACGUGUGGGCUGGGUCUUGGAGUUGUUUUCUGCCGAAAUAUUUCAACAAAUGCAGAACGCGGGGAACAUAAAAAUAUAACAAAGCCUAA